Episyrphus balteatus (marmalade hoverfly) is the source of this 362-nucleotide messenger RNA. Its product is annotated as larval cuticle protein 65Ag1-like. The transcript has 2 exons. Lineage: Eukaryota; Metazoa; Arthropoda; Insecta; Diptera; Syrphidae. Gene Ontology annotation, cellular component: chitin-based extracellular matrix. The record is from RefSeq and is a predicted model, not a curated record. Bases 1 to 327 code for a protein of 108 amino acids. Gene Ontology annotation, molecular function: structural constituent of chitin-based larval cuticle.
AUGAAAUUCGCCAUUGUUUUCGUUGCCCUUUUCGGUUUGGCUUUGGCCGCUCCACCACAAUCACCAUCCCAGGAUGCUGUUGUCACCCGUCAGGAUGCUGAAGUAGGACCCGAAAGCUACCAAUACAAUGUUGAAACCAGCGAUGGUAAGUCUGCCAGCGAAGAAGGUCAUAUUGAGAACCUUGGAAAGGAAGAUGAAGCUAUCUCAGUUAAGGGUCAAUUCAGCUACAUCGGUGAUGAUGGUGCCACCUACCAAGUCACCUACAUUGCCGACAAAAACGGUUUCCAACCCCAAGGUGCUCAUUUGCCAGUUGAACCAAAAGUUUAAGCUAUUGACUCUUUGUUAUCUUUGUUUGUCUUUUU